AUAUCUGGAGUUCCGGCGUGUCCAAUGGCCUCCGAAGUGACAGUCCCGAGCGCCGCUGUCGGCCAGAGGCUAGCGCACAGCAAUACCUCCACUAGGAGCCUGUGGUUGGUUCUCUGGACAUCAGGGUGUGAAGUAGGAAAUCCUGAGGACUUCUAUCUCUAUUGUUUCUUUUCUAUCCCAUGCCAAAUGUAAAAUUGCCAGCAUACAAGGUGUGCGUAAUGCAAUGGAAACAAUGGACGCAUCCGCGAAGAAUCUAACUCACCCAAAGGACACCGACGUAAAAGCGCAUACCCGAUAGCAAGGAUACCACUGGGACGCAAGAUGAAUCGAAGUACGUUGAAUUGAACGAUUUACUUAAUUUGGAUACAGACGUCACGAAAACUGUCAACGUUUCUGUCACCAGUGAAGGAAGUCAAAUGUCGACUUGACGCGGGCAACUGGGAGUCGAGCGCAGAAGUAGAAACUCCUGGAUACGGAGACAUGGCGAGUAAGAUGACUGAUCAUAUCAACAGUGAUACAUUUAAGGAGGAUAUUGUCGCAAAGGAGUGUGCCAAUGGCUAUCUAUCCGGGUUUCUUGGAACUUCCUGCUGCGCCCAGGUUCCCAUUCUGAAUGAAAACAUUAUGGCCAGCACCGAAUCACAACAAGACGUUGGUAAUGGAGCGCACACCCGAGAUUUUACCCCAAAAGAGGACGCAGAAAAUACACCUGUUGAUGAACAAAAUGACAAUGAAGAUUUACAAUACACUGACAUGUUAAGCGAGCAAAGUGAAUCGGAUGAUCACGUGAGCUUGGUGCUGUCCGGUGAUUGUGAUGAUUGCGCGCCUUGCAGUAGGGAGGAUGAGACUCAUUACAUAACCACGCACGAGAUCCAGCUCUCCGAGCUUUCAGAUCACGAUGUCGACUAUGAUAUCGAGCAGGGGUGGGAUGAUAAACAGGUCAACUCUUUUGUCGAUGAUGCUGCUUUUGACAGUGAUGGAACGACGGCAGGGAGAGAGGAGAGGGUGAAAAGCAAUCAGGGUCUGGCUAAUAGAGGAGCAGCAGUCAGCACUAAGAUGGAAAGUGAUCUCGGUGACAGGGACAAGGGCGCCAUCUCAGAGAAAGGUCUGUCAAAGAAGCAAAAGAAUGUUGCAGGGCAGAUCCACCUGUCAAUCAGAACGACUUCCCGAGUUAUAAAUAAGCCUAGCAACGUCCAAGAAAAUCAAAAUAAUCUUUAUCGUGCCAAGCACGCCGCAGACAUGAGUCGCUAUGUUUUUAGAGGAGCUGGGGAUGCAAAUACGGAGAAAUUCUGUGAUAGCGCUAAGUGUUUUAUUGCCUCCCCCGGACGCUUUCACUUUGGUGGCAAAUUAAAAGGGAAAGAUGUUAACGAGUAUUCCAGCGGAGCAUCCAGCGCUUUCAGUGAUCUUGACGACGCCGAUAAGGAAGUGCGAAACUUGACUGCCAGAGCGUUCAAGAGUUUAGCAUACCCGUAUUUCGAUGCCAUCAAUUUCAGCACCUCCAGCGAGUCCUCCGCUUCCGAGCUGGGGCUGAACAGGUGGUCAACUUUUGUUGACCUUAAAUAUGGCAACAUGAACAUGUAUCAGAGACGGGGACCGAAUAUAGGGUCUAAUAAAAGUUCUACGUCAUCCUCAGAAAUUGCUAAGAAUAAAGACAAUAAAGGAUAUAAGGGUUUGGUAUUGGCUAACACUAAAACGCACCCGAACAAGCUCUUUGCUUUGAAUGGCGCCCUUUCUGGUCACUAUAACCCAUCUUCCGCAGCAAAGAAAUGUGAGUUUACGGGGGAAUUUGGGCAGGGGCACAGUGGGAUUAUUACGCUCACAGAAACAUUAAAUGUUUGUUGUAAUGUCACGUCCGGGAUGUCGGGGAGUGAAAGGCGCUCAAAAUGUGCAAAAAACGCAACAGGAUCACGUUCCACAGAUGACGUUACCAACACAUUGCCAAGCCGCCAGGGGAGUGAGGCCAGCAAGCACCCAUGUAAUGAAGGGGAAACCAUGGAAGACACACACAAGAAAGCAAUAUUAGCCUCGAGCCUUCUUAAAAAUGUAAUUUCUAAGAAAAUGCAGUUUGAGCAGGAGCGCAAAAUGGAGAGGGGGGAGAUAAGCGAGCCCUAUCACGCGCCAUCUCCCUUUCUCAAACAAGAGCCCGAAAUUACGCACAGGGAGAGGGAUAGGACUACACCAAAGGAGUCUAAGGAUUUUCAAAGGCAGAACUCGAAAUACUCAGAGGCGAGUUCUGACCUAACUAUUGUUUGUGUGGAUGAAUUAGGGGAUUUAGUGGACACCAGCUCAUGCGAUGCCAAAGACGACUGUCGGAGACAAGACAGUUUAAUUAUUGCAUCAGAAACGAAUUUAGAGUCGACAAAUGAAGUAGGAAUCGAUGCUAAAAUAGGAGCAUUCGAAGCGUCCAAAAGCACGCUGCUACGAAGUCAAAAUAGCGCAUUCAGAUCCUGGAGGGACGGUGAGCUAGAGUUUCAAAAGGAACAUAAAAACGAUAAAACUCCAGAGGAGAAACCGUCUUCGUCCACCGACAACCAGGGGGAAAUGGACUUGUACACUGAUCCAGGCAACAGUAAGCUUAUCAAAAUGACACAUUUGCUUGUGCCAAAUAUCCAACUACUACUAUCCAAUGAGAUAGAAGUUUCAAAACCCCUGCAGACUAUGAAUUAUUUAACCCGCGCGCCCGCGGAUCAAGGAGAGGGAGGUGUGAAGUUGGGCACCAACAACACCCUAUACGUCGCUGAUCCUAGAAGUAUUGUAACAUCUAAAUCGCCGGAAAUUAAAAUCAGUUUACGGAGUGUAAAAAAAAACAAAGGCGACCCGUUCAACGUUGCAAAGCUGGUGCCUCCCAAUAUAGGCUGUAACUCAGUCAAACUGAUAAAGCCAGGAGACGAGUCCAGGUGCCAAGCGCUCGCUACGGCGUUGAAGGCUGAGUCUUCCGAAAAAUUACCACACCUCAUGGUCAGAGACAUACGAGACCACAGGGCCAAGCUGCAAACACCUAUACACCAAGUUAGAGAUGUGCGUAAAUUGGUUAAAAGUUCUUAUCACUUUGUGUCUUUGGAUAAUAACGCUACCGCCUGCGACUUUCACUCAGAUCAGAAACUUUCCAAAAAGGAAUCUUAUAGAAACCCUUCGUCGCUUUCCCCCAUCAAAAUAAAGUAUCAGUCUGUGAAUAGCAAUAGCAAUGUGAAUGGGAAGCAAUCUGUAAAUCAAACAGAGAAUUCUACAUUUAAGCUCAACGAGGAUUCAUUUGAAGUUUUCAGGUCAUCACCCCAGCAAGAGGUGGCCAAAAGCGGCAUCCGAAGAGCGUCAGGGAGAGUGCCAUUAGGCAAUACAAAACAACUGAAAGGUGAUUCGUCCCAAGGCCCCAUUGAGAAAACACCUGACAUCGGUGACAAGACAAAACCUGAGUCUAAAUUGUCCAACCUGGCUGCCUUGGAGAAAUUACAGGAUGCAGUCAAAACCAUGGAGCGGCUGUAUGUUUUUGAUAGAAAUGAGUGGAAGAGGAAAUCCGAGCCACCCUCUAUAUUAUCAGACAGUCAUGUGCUCUCUCUCAUAUCCAGCAAGGAGGAUGGGUCAGAGAAGGAGGGAGUGAAUGUGGCCAAUGCCAUGGUGGCCAUGCCAACAUUUAACAUGGACAAGCUCAUCUGGAGAGACUCGUACCCAAACUCUGACAAAAUCCCACCUGCGAUGACCACCUCGCCCAGCUGCAAAACGGCACCACCCAAGCGAAAGGACUGUGUUUAAUGACAGCUCCGAGGCUUCAGGAAACCCCACCACGAGUAACAAUAUCAAGGCACCAUCACAGCUACAUCAUUUUUCACAAUCCCCUUACUGCAAAGGCUUCAGCCCAGUGUCUAAUACACUCCCAGCAGCUGAGGA
Molecule: messenger RNA, 3879 nt
Organism: Salmo salar (Atlantic salmon)
Lineage: Eukaryota; Metazoa; Chordata; Actinopteri; Salmoniformes; Salmonidae
Source: RefSeq, a predicted model, not a curated record